AAUGCAUUCAUAAAUGUUUGUUUGAUAUUUUUUUGCAAAAGUGUAAAAAUUUCACAACAAAAUGUGGCUUUUAACAAAUGUUGCAACCGGUAAUGCACUCAUUGUCAUCAAUGAAAAGUCUAAAUAUGCUGUUGGCCGAGUUGGUGCAGAUUUGGUGAUAUGCGACGACUCUUCCAUUAGUCGUACUCAUGCCUUUCUUCAUAUAACGCAAAAUAUUACUAUGGAUAACGAAGAUCAGAAAUCCAUAGAGUUAUUAGAGCUUGAAGAUGCUGGCUCUAAGUAUGGUACCUUCCAUAAUGAUGGCAUUGAGAAAAAUGUUGGUGCACCUAAACAAAAACGUAUACCUUUAUCAGAGGGAGAUCGCAUACGUUUUGGUGUUUUAAAGAGCAUAUGGUUGGUUUCAAAAAUUACACCCAUUGUUGCGGUAUCGGCAUUACCUGUUGAAAUUACCAAACAACUACAACAAUAUAUUCAAGUUCUUGGAGGCAGCAUUUUAGCAGGCUGGAAGGAUACAUAUACGCACUUAACUUUAGCAGAGAUUAAACUCAUCCCCAAGUUAUUGCAUGCCAUAAUAGAUAAGAAGCCUAUUGUAACUUGUGAUUACUGGUGUAGUGUGGUGCAGGCUGCACGCCGUGGACGGCGAUCGUUGCCUAAUGCUGCAUCGUAUAUUCCACCAAAUCCUAGGAAUUUAGAUUUGAGCUAUCGUGAGGAAAGAAAAAGCAUUUUUAAGAAUAUAACAUUUGUAUUUUUAAAUGCUCGUCAUUUUAAUAUUUAUGCUCCGAUUGUGGAGAAGACCGGUGGUAAGAGCAAACAUUUAAAUGUAGGAAUACAAAAAUCAUUUCUGGUCAGAAAAGAUGUCGUUGUUAUUCAAUACGUGCCAUCAACAGAGUCGCAAAGUUCACAGACCGUUAGUACCAUCGAAGAUUAUCUUAAACAACAUUCCCGACGUACUGUACCUGAAUAUGAAAUCGGUUUCGCAAUUAUACAUUGCUCAACACAAAUGUAUUGCAAUCCAAGCUACAAAGAAGCGGAAAACUUAGAUUUUGAAUCAGAAUCAAUUGAAUCUGGUGUGUUGCAGAGUUCUGGUAAACAAACCGAUUGCUCGAAUCCUUUAGUAGGCGAUGAAACAGAAGUGUUUAUACCGGAAACUGAUCACAAAAGCACAGCUAGUACACAUUUGACAGAUAAAUCAGCUAUUGAACUCCCUGCGACCGGAGCAGAUCAAACCGAUUCAGUAACAAUAGAAUCACAAACAUUUGAACAAAAGGAUUCAUUGCCAAGUGAUGUGGUGAUGUCUUCGCUUCAAGUUACCGAAAGUGUACAAGAAGUUAUUAAACGAAAGCGUACAAGAGGAAUUCAACAAAUUGUCGAUAAAAAUAAUUCUGAAAUGAAUAGUGAUGAAGAUGAUCUAUUCAACUUUGCGGCUAAGAAGGUUCAUUUAGAAGAUAAAAGGACCUCACCAGUUAGGCGUGUAACGAGACAACAAAGAAAAUCGACAAGUUCACCACUUGACGAGAGUGCAUCUACAUCUGUUGCAGCCGCUGCAAAGGAAACCCCUAAAUCCUGCAAUAAGCAAUUGCCUAUUGCAAUAAAUAAAAGGUCAACUAGACGUACGAUGAUUAGUAUGUCUGGAUUCCUAGAAAAGUCACAAGCGCCAAAUUUAAAUUUGCAGAAAACAGUUGCAGAGACUCACGAUAUACCGACUGACAAAGAUAAGUCGAAGCAGGGAACUAAACGUCCACGUAUUGCUGUCUUAGAUAACAGCGACGAUGAUGACUUAUUUUGCUUUGGUGGAAAAAGUAAUACAAAAGAAGAAUCAAAUCUUGCUAAACGAGCACGUGCUGAUGAUAAUGGUGACGAUUCAGAAGAGGAUCUAUUUAAUUUUGGCGGUGAUAAAUCCGAAGAACUUAAUAAUCGAGAAGAGGUUAUAGACGUCGAUUUAAAUAAGCAAUCACAAGCUCAAAAAAAUAAUUUAAAGUCAAUAGUUAUGCCAAAACCUAAACCAUUGCCAGCGAAAAUUUGCGUGGCCAAUUGGCUUGGAAGUUCAUUAAGUGCUUUAAGUAUCAAACCCGAUCAAAUGAAGGAUGAAGUGGACGCGGGUAUAAGAGAGAACAAUGAUUCAGGUGUAGAAGGUGAUAGUAAAGAGAAUGUUGAGCUUUGUAAAGGCGGAUGCGUGGUGACUACGCUGGACGUAAGAACACAAAAUCGAGAGAGCGAGUGGAGCAGAAAUACGACUAUUUCUCGAAAAGAGGAUUCUAAUGUAAAUUCCACAACCAAAAACUAUAAAAAGUUUGUUAAAAAAUUUCGUCCACAAAAUCAUAAAGUGAUUGCGACAAUAUCGUCCACUGUAUGCGGUAAAUUUGUUUGAAAUAUGUUUAUAUAUAUGUUAUGAAAUUUUGUUUACAAUAAAUUUUCUAAAUAUGCUUAAA
Molecule: messenger RNA, 2429 nt
Organism: Bactrocera tryoni
Lineage: Eukaryota; Metazoa; Arthropoda; Insecta; Diptera; Tephritidae
Product: nibrin
Exons: 4
Coding region: 62-2368 (768 amino acids)
Biological process (GO): mitotic G2 DNA damage checkpoint signaling; double-strand break repair via homologous recombination
Cellular component (GO): Mre11 complex
Molecular function (GO): damaged DNA binding; protein binding
Source: RefSeq, a predicted model, not a curated record